GCGAUCGGCAACAGUUGUCGUUUAGGGGCACGAUAUCAUGCCCAAGUUCAAAAUGAAGACCUGCCGUCCCAGCCAGUACUGUCGAGCUGUUCCGACUAUGUUGAGCCGAAGCUAGACGCGAGACAACUUGCGACCUCGAGACCGGGCCUCGACAGCAACAUGUCCGGAGCGAACCUACGUGCCACCGACACGAGCCCCACGCGUCAACCAAGACAAAAUCGCACCAACAGUGUGGGACUGCCAGCCCGGAGUUCCCUAUUCCAAGAUCCGUCAUUUUCAGUGGAUAAUGUCAUACCACCUCCACUACCAAGACGUCACUCGGCAACGCCGGCAAACGUCAAGCCACCGAUCCCAAAGCGCUCGCGUUACGAGCGGCCUAUCCCAGUCGUCCAGCCGCAACAGUCACACGCCCAGGCAUCCCAGUCCGACGAGUCGACGCACAUCAGGCCAAACUGGCAGGACAGCGUUUCGGGGCCCGGGGUGAGUUCCUACGAAGCUUCGCUCGAUGCCGAGGAGAAAGCCCUCAGGGAUCGGGCCCUCGAUCAGGCGUCCAAGGAUUUGAGCAAGAGGCUACGGAAGAUCAGUGGUACUGGCAAUUCUUUGAGAACGAGCAGGUCACCGAAGCGGGGCGACAAGGGCCAGCGAUCGCCGAUACGCCGGAGACAGCUGCUUCAGCAGCUGCACCCGAGAUCCGGUGACGAGGACGACGAGGACGAUGACGACGAGUCACCAUCAGACGCAAAGUUCGCCGAGAUGCGGGCGGCCUCGAGGCGACUCGAGAGCCGGCUGCACGAGCUCGAGGACAGUUGCGCCGCAAGCAGGCCAGAGGUACAUACCGUCCGGGGGAUUGAAAAACCAGAGAAGCUGCCAAAGGCGACUCAGACGAACCUGCCUCCGCCGCUCAGUUCGAUCGCGAGCUCCAUCCCCAGCCCAGCAGCCUCGGCGACCACGAAACCCGUCAACGCCAGGCAGGACAGCAACGUCUCGUCCGACAGUUUCAGCCAGACGAGCUCGCCCGGGUACAACAGCAAGGGGAGCAUGGAGCAGCCGUUGCUGCCUCACAAGCAGAGUAAUGGCAAGAUUCCGGGUAGAGCGAUGGCACCGGAGCCGGCGCAAAAUCCACCCGGGAGUCCGAUUACGAAAUCAAUAAGCACGCCCGUGAAUUUGCAGACCAUCGUCAGGAUUCAGAACGGCAGCAACAUGUCCCUACAUCAUCGGAUUGUUAAAGACAUAAGGAGGCCAAGCAGCCAUUACGUGACCAGAGGACGGCUUCACUUUCGAUCUAGCCAAGUAUUACUGAACGCGCUGGCAGUGCUAUUGAUUCUUUCAGGCUUGGCAGUCUACUACAAAGCCGUUGAAGUUAUCAGUGGGAACACAACACCUCCCUUGAUAAAUAACACUUCUUCAACAACAAGGUCAGUUCCAUUAAUAGUGGACAAGGGUAAUCCAGCACCUGGAGUCUGCUUACCAGUGAUCGUCAGCUUUUGUCAAUAUCACAAGAUUCCGUACAAUUACACUGUGUUUCCUAAUUUUAUGGGAAACUUCAGACAACGUGAUGCCCAGCACGAAAUCGAAUUUUUUGACGCUGUAAUUGAUGUGCAUUGCUACGAACUUGCGGCCCUCUUUUUCUGCAGCCUAUUUGUGCCAAUGUGCGGACCUAAGGAUGGAAUAAUGAUCAGGCCCUGCAGAAACCUCUGUUUUGAAACCAUAAGGCGUUGCAGUUUUUUUCUAGACGUGUUUGGUUUGACCAUUCCGAAUUACAUACAUUGUGAUCUAUUUCCGGAGAGCCCACAAUUAAAUGCCUGUGUCGGAUACCACGAAGUCCUUGAGGCAGCGAAGCGCGAAGCCAAACCAGUCUGUCCGAAGGGCUUUCAAUGCGACGAGAAGCGCUGCAUACCGCUGGACUGGCGCUGCGACGGCCACGUCGACUGCGAGGACCACACGGACGAGAUCGGCUGUGGCGAGUGCAGCGACGGCGAGCGCAAUGACCUCGUGGCGAUCAGCUCGAAAGGGGCCGGCCGCAAGACCAGCGUCAUCAGCCAGAGUGUCAAGAAUCAAGUGUUUGCCCCGGCCUCGUUGCACUGCGGCGGUCGCAGGUGCAUGUCUGCCACGCACGUCUGCGACGGCAUCAAGGACUGUCCUUGGGCUCAGGACGAGCGCAACUGUCUUCGAUUGAGCAGCAGAAAUGGUGACAUCGGCACGGGCCGCCUCGAGGUCUAUCACGCCAAAAAGGGAAAAUUCAUGCCUGCCUGCGUUGCGAACUGGAGGGAAUCGUUACCGAAAGAAAUUUGCUCUCGUCUCGGUUACAAAACGGUAAACUCCUCGACAUUGCUCAAGUCUGAGAGUAACACCAGCAUCGACAGAGUAAUAUCCACUGAAAGAAAACAUCGCGAUCCGCCAAUUCAGGAGCGCAAUAGGAACUUACUCCAAGAGUUUCAGAAGUGCCUCGACGAGAAAGACUACUCGGUCGUCGAUUUGAUCUGCACGGGCUACGAAUGCGGACGUCGGAGGAAUUAUCCGGACGAGAACGCGAGACCCCGCAAGAGGAUAGUCGGUGGGGUGGAGUCGGCGCCGGGCGACUGGCCCUUUCUGGCCGCCCUCCUCGGCGGGCCCGAGCAGAUUUUUUACUGCGCCGGGGUCCUCAUCGCCGACCAGUGGGUUCUCACGGCUUCUCACUGCGUUGGCAAUCGGUCCGAGAUAUCCGGCUGGACGAUACAGCUGGGAAUAACACGAAGGCACUCCCACUCGUACCUCGGCAAAAAGCUCAAAGUCAAGAGGGUCGUGCCGCAUCCGGAAUACGAUCAGGGCGUCGCUCACGACAACGACGUGGCUCUAUUUCAGCUGGCGCACCGAGUCGAGUUUCACGAGCACCUGAGGCCCGCCUGUUUGCCGUCGGCCAAUAUCGAUCUGGCCAACAAGGUCUGCACGGUCAUUGGCUGGGGGAAAAAGGAGGACUCGGACAACUCGAAGUACGAGCCAGCUGUGAAUGAAGUCAAUGUUCCGGUUGUCAGCAGGGAAACAUGCAAUUCGUGGCUGCUACACAAGGAGCUCAACAUAACCGACGGGAUGAUCUGUGCUGGGUAUCCGGAGGGUGGCAAAGAUGCCUGUCAGGGUGAUUCGGGUGGCCCUUUACUCUGCCAAGACGAGAACGAGGAAGAUCGAUGGUUCGUCGGCGGCAUAGUCAGCUGGGGCAUAAAGUGCGCGCACCCACGGCUACCAGGUGUCUACGCGUACGUGCCAAAGUACGUGCCGUGGAUACAGGCAAUGAUCGAAGAAUACUCGGACUCCUCGAAUAACGACUUCGGAUAGCACUCGGCCCGCGCCGAGACCAAAAACUCCGACGAUGCCGCCAAGCUCUACUACAACUGGUUCAUGAGAAGAGCCGGAAGGAAGAGACCCGAGAGGAGCACGAAGCGCUCGUAAGUGGCAGCUUUCAACGGCCGAUAUUUUAUUAGCGUCGAUCAAAAGUAUUUUUUAUACCCGAGGUAAAAUUGGUACGAGAUACGAACGACGAUGUGAUCGAGGAAACAUACGCCCGAUGCACAGAGGCAAUUUGUCCCACUGAAGAGAGAAAAACAAAAGAUGAAAAGUACACGUUAGUUUGAUGACAAAGUCGAUGAGUCAAUUUUUGAUUUUAGCUGUGACAAUAAUCUCGCUAUUGAGAACGCAUGGACGACAAUAAAUUAAAUCAAUGAUAAGUCUAGGAGCAAAAAAUUAUUUGGGGAAAAAAAACGAAAAAAAAAAAACAAAAAAACAAAAAAAAAGAAGAAGUAAAGAGAUGGGGGGGAGUUAGGGUUAAGUAAAAACGAAGCGAGAUGUCUAUUUGUGAUUUUAAUAUGUAUAAAUGUACGUGUCACUGUGAGUCAACCAUACGAUGCAAGUCGUCCAGCGACUCUAACUCAAGUUCGUUGCGAGUCAGUUACAUGUAUUGGCGUGAGAAUUAAAAAAUUCAUAUAUUUAGGUACAUAUAUAAAGGCACGGCGAUCCAAAAUAACAAUGAAAUAAAUGGAAACAUAUAGCAAGCGAAUGUUCUAGACAUGGAAGCAUGUAGAGAUUUGCAGAGUAAGCGUAAGUAUAAUCGACAAUAAGUUCUUGAACUCUCGAAUAAGCUGCGCGAGUCGCGUGACAAAUCAAUACAUCCAUCAGCUGCACCUGUCUUAGAUUCGACCGCACUCAUAGAUUCUAUAUAUAAAUUUUGACAUAUUUUUAUCCGACUGUUUUAUUGAUAAUGAUAUUUCGACGAAACUCGAAAAAAAAAAAAAA
Molecule: messenger RNA, 4263 nt
Organism: Copidosoma floridanum
Lineage: Eukaryota; Metazoa; Arthropoda; Insecta; Hymenoptera; Encyrtidae
Product: atrial natriuretic peptide-converting enzyme
Biological process (GO): proteolysis
Cellular component (GO): membrane
Molecular function (GO): serine-type endopeptidase activity; protein binding
Source: RefSeq, a predicted model, not a curated record